Messenger RNA from Lacerta agilis (Sand lizard), 1826 nucleotides. It is a transcript of the gene AURKA, whose product is annotated as aurora kinase A. The coding region runs from base 178 to 1422 and encodes 414 amino acids. Gene Ontology annotation, cellular component: chromosome passenger complex; spindle midzone; spindle pole centrosome. Gene Ontology annotation, molecular function: protein kinase activity; ATP binding. The transcript has 9 exons. The record is from RefSeq and is a predicted model, not a curated record. Gene Ontology annotation, biological process: mitotic spindle organization; protein phosphorylation; regulation of cytokinesis. NCBI's taxonomy places the organism in Eukaryota, Metazoa, Chordata, Lepidosauria, Squamata, Lacertidae.
UUGGAGGAACGCGCAGGGUAGGCGGCCGAGGACUCUGGAGUGCGCAGGAAUCGGGAGGUAAUCGGCCUGCCUGCCUGCGUCGGGGUCUGGUUUCGGGGUGUCGUUAAGGAAAGUGGUUACGACUCGUGAGUAAAGGGGGAAGGCGCAUCCCAGAGAGCCGUAGCGCUUCUGGCAAUAAUGGACACAGCUUCUAAAGAGAAUCUGAAUGCUCAUUCAGCUCAUAAUGGCAAGGCAGCUAUUGUGGAUGGUGCAAGACGGGUUCCUGUGACCCAGAACCCGACACCUGGAAUUGAAGUCCAACAGCAGCGUGUUCUGACUGCUUUAAAUGUUGCUCAGCGGGUGCCUAUUCGGCCUCAGGCACAGAAAACUACUAUUGUCAGUGCAAAACGUCCCAAACAGUUAACUCAGCAUCAACCAAAACUUCUUGUUCAACCAACAUCUAGGAGUCUAGGUCCAAGUAAAGCCACUGAAACGUCUCGGCAGCCCUCUGUGUCUGGAAAAAACCCUGAACCAGGUGUAUCAAAUCAGAAGAAAGAGGCAAAAGGGGUGUCAAAUCCAAACAGUGAGACCAAAAAAAAACAAUGGUCUCUUGAUGACUUUGAAAUUGGUCGUCCUCUGGGAAAAGGAAAAUUUGGAAAUGUAUAUCUGGCUCGUGAAAAGGAGAGCAAAUUCAUCUUGGCGCUGAAGGUCUUAUUUAAAACACAGCUGGAAAAAGCAGGUGUUGAACAUCAACUGCGGCGAGAAGUAGAAAUACAGUCUCAUCUUCGGCAUCCAAAUAUUCUCCGACUUUAUGGCUACUUCCAUGAUGCAACAAGAGUCUACCUAAUCCUGGAAUAUGCACCACGUGGAGAAGUGUACAAAGAACUCCAAAGGCUUACUAAAUUUGACGAGGAACGGACUGCUAAUUAUAUCACUGAACUGGCAGAUGCGUUAUUAUAUUGCCACUCGAAAAGAGUAAUUCAUAGAGACAUAAAGCCUGAAAACCUGCUGCUGGGAUCAAAUGGAGAGCUAAAGAUUGCUGACUUUGGAUGGUCUGUGCAUGCUCCAUCCUCCAGGAGGUCGACUCUGUGUGGUACCCUUGACUACUUACCACCUGAAAUGAUUGAAGGGAGAACACAUGAUGAAAAAGUUGAUCUAUGGAGUCUUGGUGUCUUGUGUUAUGAAUUCCUAGUAGGAAAGCCUCCUUUUGAGGCAGACACAUACCAGGAAACAUACAGAGCCAUUUCAAAGGUAGAGUACAAAUUUCCUCCAUUUGUAACAGAAGGUGCUCAGAAUCUGAUUUCGAAGCUGCUGAAGCAUAAUCCAUUCCACAGGCUGCCACUGGAGGAGGUGCUCAAACAUCAAUGGAUUAUUGCAAGCUCUACAAAAACUCCCAAGCAUAAAAUUGCUGAAACUACCACUACUAAGAAUAUCCAGUCAUAGCAUGUAGUUCCCAGGAACAAAGUAGUUCCAAUGAGAUCUGUGGUAAUCCAGCCAAUUGGACUCAAAAGGUAAUCCAGUUGGACUCAAAAGGCAGAGCUUAUCGCACCGUAAGCUCUGAUCAUGAACCUUACAAAUCAGGUCAUAAAGCAGUUUCUCAAUAUCUAACUUGCUUGAAGUCCUCUUUGCACAUGCCACUCUGAGGCAUAGCUGGUUCGUCUUAUGUUCAUGGCUGGCAUUUCCCUUUUGGCCCCUUUUUGAUAGCAUCAUGAAACUGAGCCAUGGAUUAUUGUGCAAUAUGAAGCAGUUUAUGAAGCAGCAUGUCUUCACAAGAUAACAUUCGAAACACAUGUGUAACGAAUGGAAUCUGCCUUUGAGUGUAACUGUAUUCUUCAGUUGUUCUUUUC